Ruditapes philippinarum (Manila clam) is the source of this 596-nucleotide messenger RNA. Its product is annotated as peptidyl-prolyl cis-trans isomerase Fkbp12-like. Gene Ontology annotation, molecular function: peptidyl-prolyl cis-trans isomerase activity. Lineage: Eukaryota; Metazoa; Mollusca; Bivalvia; Venerida; Veneridae. Bases 73 to 519 code for a protein of 148 amino acids. The transcript has 5 exons. The record is from RefSeq and is a predicted model, not a curated record.
UUAACGUACGAUUAUACUAGUAUUUCACGUUACGUUAGGCAAACGAACUAGUACAGUCAGCAAUUGUUCACAAUGAAUUGGAGUAUAUGUUUGAUCAUAGCGGUUUUCAUUUGGAAUGUUGACUGUCAAACUCGACCUGUUCGCAAAUACAAAGUUAAAGAAAACCCAUCAGGUGCUAAACCGCAAUCUGGCGACAGGGUGAUCGUACAUUAUACAGGCAAUCUCAAGGGAGUUAAUAAUACUAUUGGCACGAAGUUUGACUCGUCACGUGACAGGAAUGACCCAUUUAGAUUCACUCUCUUUAAAGGAGAAGUUAUAUCCGGUUGGGACAUUGCAGUAAAUUCGAUGAGAGUUGGGGAUCGUGCAUGGUUUGAUAUACCAUCAGACCUAGCGUAUGGACCUAAUGGUUCACCACCAGCUAUACCGCGGAACGCUGAUCUUCUUUUUGAUAUAGAGUUACUAGGAAUAGAACCGAGGCCAGCACCGAACCAAGCAAGUGCGCAAAAUGGACUACUGUAACUGUAAUCUGUGAAGUCACCAAAAAAUAAAAUCGACCAUCUUCUUCCAAAAAAUUAGAAUAAAUUCUUUAAAAGAUG